AUGUGGGUAUUUGGUGGUGGCGAUGCUGCUCAAAAGACCAACAUUGAGGAGGCGAAUAAACAUCUCUCUGCUAUGGCUAAAAGAAUCGAAGAGUUGGAAAAGAUAGUAGAAGAUCAGAAAAAGGAAUUGGCCGAAAAAGAGGAACUUUCCGCUCAGUGUAUAAAACAAUAUACAGACAACCACUAUGCAGAAGUGGGAAAUCUAAAUGCCAAGAUCAAGGAUCAGGCUUCCACAAUCCGAACUCUCCAAGGUGAUCUCAAACGUCGGGAUACCGAAUUAAACGUUCUUCGUCAGCGAGCUCGUAUGCUGGACGAAGUGAUGCGUUAUAAGGCUAGUCUCGCCAAACUAACAAUCACCCUGGAACAAGCAGAACAGUAUUCCCGUUCACUCGCUGGUAGGGUCGGCCUCAACGAUCAACGGUUUGCAGUUAGUAACAAUAAUGUGGCUGUCUUUACAGAUCCCGCUCCUAGACUUGAGGAGCAGUCAUCUUCUAGACCGCCGUAUUACCUUGUCGAUGAAAUGCCAGACGAUGAACUGGUCAAUAAAGUCGGUGAAUCCUACGUUAAUGGAGAAAAACGAAAUGCCGCCAAGGAAAAUGGCAAACCAACGUUGGCAGAAAUGGCCAAACCCAAAUUGAUUCCUUAG
This is a messenger RNA of Rodentolepis nana, 645 nucleotides long. The record is from the annotation of a GenBank genome assembly. Lineage: Eukaryota; Metazoa; Platyhelminthes; Cestoda; Cyclophyllidea; Hymenolepididae.